AUGUUUGGUAGAGGACCGAAGAAGAGCGACAACACCAGGUACUAUGAGAUUUUGGGUGUCUCGAAAAACGCUUCACCGGAGGAUUUGAAGAAGGCUUAUAAGAAAGCUGCUAUCAAGAACCAUCCCGAUAAAGGUGGCGAUCCUGAGAAGUUCAAAGAGUUAGCACAUGCUUAUGAAGUGUUAAGUGACCCGGAGAAGCGUGAGAUCUAUGAUCAGUUUGGUGAGGAUGCACUCAAGGAAGGAAUGGGUGGUGGUGGUCCUGCCCAUGACCCAUUUGACAUCUUCCAAUCUUUCUUUGGUGGAAGCCCAUUUGGAGGUGGCAGCAGCAGAGGAAGAAGGCAGAGACGUGGUGAAGAUGUGGUUCAUCCAUUGAAGGUUUCUCUGGAGGAUCUUUACCUUGGAACAUCAAAGAAACUAUCCCUUUCCCGCAAUGUGAUAUGUUCAAAGUGUAAUGGCAAAGGGUCCAAGUCUGGAAAUUCAACAAAAUGUGGUGGUUGUGGGGGUUCUGGUAUGAAGGUUUCCAUCAGACAUCUUGGACCCUCUAUGAUUCAGCAAAUGCAGCAUCCUUGCAAUGAAUGUAAGGGCACUGGUGAGAUCAUAAGUGAUAAGGAUCGAUGCCCACAAUGCAAGGGAGAGAAAGUAGUCCUGGAGAAGAAGGUGCUUGAGGUGAUUGUGGAGAAAGGUAUGCAGAAUGGACAGAAGAUCACAUUCCCUGGAGAAGCAGAUGAGGCGCCUGACACAGUGACUGGAGAUAUAGUCUUUGUUCUCCAACAAAAGGAGCAUCCCAAGUUCAAGAGAAAGGGAGAGGACCUGUUUUUUGAGCACACACUGAGUCUCACAGAGGCACUGUGUGGCUUCCAGUUUGUAUUAACACACUUGGAUGGCAGGCAGCUUCUAAUCAAAACUAACCCAGGGGAAGUUGUGAAGCCUGAUUCAUUCAAGGCCAUCAAUGAAGAGGGAAUGCCAUUGUACCAACGACCGUUCAUGAAGGGUAAGCUGUACAUUCACUUCACCGUAGACUUCCCUGACUUCCUCACCCCAGAUCAGAUUAAAGCACUAGAGGCUGUAUUGCCACCGCGGCCAUUGAGUCAGAUGACGGACAUGGAGCUAGACGAAUGUGAGGAGACCACACUGCAUGAUGUGAACAUCGAAGAGGAGAUGCGGAGGAAGCAACAACAAGCUCAGCAGGAGGCAUAUGACGAAGACGAAGAGGUACAUGGUGGUGCCCAGCGUGUCCAGUGUGCCCAGCAGUAAACGAUAAUGAAGAAAAUUAUUUGUCAUAGAGUAGUUAGCAACUGUGAGUAAAACUUAAAACUGGGAAGUCUGGUAUCUUGCAUGCCUGUUUGCAAGAAGUAACUUCAUGGGUAAAGGUGUUCUGGAGGAAGUUGAUUUUGUUGACAAUGAUGCUUCUGUAAUGGCUUUCCCCGACAGUGAUAUGAUGAUUUCAAUACAAUUUGCUUUUUGCUUUC
This is a messenger RNA of Carica papaya (papaya), 1469 nucleotides long. RefSeq names its product DNAJ homolog 2 (gene J2). Gene Ontology annotation, molecular function: Hsp70 protein binding; ATP binding. The record is from RefSeq and is a predicted model, not a curated record. Gene Ontology annotation, biological process: response to heat; protein folding. Lineage: Eukaryota; Viridiplantae; Streptophyta; Magnoliopsida; Brassicales; Caricaceae.